AUGAGGGGCGCGCAAGAUCGUCAGAAGUCGUAUGUAGACAAGAGGAGGAGAGCAUUAGAGUUUGAAGUAGGUGAAAAAGUUUUGCUCAAAGUGUCACCAACCAAGGGUAUAAUGAGAUUUGGUAGGAAGCGUAAAUUGAGUCCUCGUUUUAUAGGUCCUUAUGAAGUAUUGGAACGAAUUGGGGAAGUAGCCUAUAGAUUAACAUUACCUAUGAACCUAGCCAAAGUCCACAAUGUCUUCCAUGGUCCUAAUAAGGGCCACCGUGGGAAGUAUGCAUGCUCUUACCUUAACGAUCCCAUAAAAUUGUCAGGCAACGUCUUGGUUAAGAAGUUGCCUUGA
Molecule: messenger RNA, 339 nt
Organism: Amaranthus tricolor (Joseph's coat)
Lineage: Eukaryota; Viridiplantae; Streptophyta; Magnoliopsida; Caryophyllales; Amaranthaceae
Exons: 2
Coding region: 1-339 (112 amino acids)
Source: RefSeq, a predicted model, not a curated record